GAAACGAUUGAAACGAUAUAUUGAAUUUAAGGAAUAGGAUAAUUUUUUUUGAUUUGGGAAAAAAGGGGACAAACUCAAGUAUUUGAUAGAAAGAAAGAAAGAAGGAAAGAAAGAGAUCAUGAGUCUGCUUAGGGAUUUGAGUAAAUUACCAAGAAAUGUGUUGGAGGAACGGUUUAUUGAAUUGGAGCAGAUGUUGAACGAUUUCCAGGAAUCAUCGAAAGAUUUGGAAAAAGCAUUAGAAGAUGAGUUAACGAUUCAGGAAGAAACCAAUGAAAAAUUGAUUCAAACUAUAAAACUGAAGGAUUAUGAUAUAAAGAAGGAAAAAGUUAAGAAUUUGAACUUGAAUAACGAAUUGAAUAAAGUGCAGAACGAUGUAAUUAGUCAAAAGAAGCAUUAUGAAGAACAAAUUAACAAUUUGAAAUCGAGUUUGGUGUCAAUUGAAAUAUCAAAUGAUUAUAUGGAAUCAAAUGAUCGAGUAUUACAAUCGAAAUUAGAAUAUUCUAAUCAAUUUAAUAAUGAGUUGUUAGAAAAACUAGCAAUCAUAGAAAAUGAUUUGGAAUUAGAAAAAAAUAAAAAUAUUGAAAAUCAACUAUUGAAAACAAAUUAUGAAAAUAAAAUUAAAGAUUUGAAA
This is a messenger RNA of Hyphopichia burtonii NRRL Y-1933, 631 nucleotides long. RefSeq lists its product as uncharacterized. The transcript has a single exon. The record is from RefSeq and is a predicted model, not a curated record. Gene Ontology annotation, biological process: mitotic centrosome separation; vesicle transport along microtubule; microtubule nucleation. The annotation marks the transcript as partial. Gene Ontology annotation, cellular component: centrosome; kinesin complex; kinetochore. Lineage: Eukaryota; Fungi; Ascomycota; Pichiomycetes; Serinales; Debaryomycetaceae. Gene Ontology annotation, molecular function: microtubule binding.